AUGUCGAGUGCGUUUGCGAUCUACAUCGAGCCGUGGCACGCCGACAUAUUCCAGUUCUUGGAUCUGCGCAAGAAUCACGGCGCCGAAGAGCAACGCGCGCGCGACCUGUUUCUGGCCCUAUGGGUGCCCGACCUGUUCAUGAAACGGGUGGAGGCGGACGGCAUGUGGUCACUCAUGUGUCCGCACGAGUGUCCCGGACUGUUCGACUCGUGGGGCGAGAAGUUUGAACAGCUGUACGAGAAGUACGAGUCGGAGGGCCGAUACAAGCGUCAGGUGCGGGCGCAGCAGCUCUGGUUCGCUAUUGUCGAGGCGCAGAUUGAGACGGGAACACCAUAUAUGGUGUACAAAGAUGCCUGCAACCGUAAGUCAAACCAACAGAACUUGGGCACAAUCAAGUGCUCGAACCUGUGCACCGAGAUUGUCGAGUACUCGGCCCGCGACGAGAUAGCCGUCUGCAAUCUGGCGUCGAUCGCGUUGAACCGAUUCGUGGACAAAGCCAGCCGUACGUUCAACUUCGCCAAACUGCGCGAAGUGACCCGAAUUGUGACCAAAAAUCUGAAU
Messenger RNA from Medioppia subpectinata, 561 nucleotides. The record is from the annotation of a GenBank genome assembly. Lineage: Eukaryota; Metazoa; Arthropoda; Arachnida; Sarcoptiformes; Oppiidae.